Messenger RNA from Polyodon spathula (Mississippi paddlefish), 1801 nucleotides. RefSeq names its product N-acyl-phosphatidylethanolamine-hydrolyzing phospholipase D-like. The transcript has 5 exons. Gene Ontology annotation, cellular component: cytoplasm; membrane-bounded organelle. The record is from RefSeq and is a predicted model, not a curated record. Gene Ontology annotation, molecular function: N-acylphosphatidylethanolamine-specific phospholipase D activity; zinc ion binding. Gene Ontology annotation, biological process: N-acylethanolamine metabolic process; N-acylphosphatidylethanolamine metabolic process. Bases 284 to 1675 code for a protein of 463 amino acids. NCBI's taxonomy places the organism in Eukaryota, Metazoa, Chordata, Actinopteri, Acipenseriformes, Polyodontidae.
AAAAGUGUAGUUAGGAGCUAAUUAGAGAAAAGAACGGAAACACUGUAAAGCAAUACAUAUAAUUGAAUUUACUUACUUACAGCAAGUUGCUUUCGUACCUUACCAAGAUGGCUGCCUUUGGGGUACACGAAGCCUACCAUGUGACUAACUGGUGACUGUGUAACAGUACAGUAGUCAAACAUAAUGCUAAGGCGCUGUGUUCCAUUUUAUAACCCUCUUUGCAUCUGUAACUCAGUAAGGACUUCCUUACAGGGUGCUAAAGUUCCUUCAGCUAUAGCCAAUUAUGGUCAGACACAGGGGGGGCAUAUGGAGUUCAAUUGAGGUACUCAGCCUUUCAGUUCCUACAUCAGCUGUCGGCGUGUGUGGUAAAGUCCUGAAAUAUUUGCAGACUUCCUCCAGGUGUUUGUCUGGUGCCAAAAAUAUCAACAUGGAAAAGGAAGAGAUCGAAGAAAGAUCCCCAUUGGGUGAGAUGGAAGAGCAGGUGAAGGAGGAGCAGGCCGGUAUUAGCAGCAGCAGCAGCAACACAGAGCCAGUCAGAAGGGUGGAGGUGAUGAAGAAGCGUGGGAGCUCCACACAGGACUCGAGGAGGAGCAGCUCCUCUCGCUCCUCCAGAAAGAGCUUCCGCCUCGACUACAGGCUGGAAGAGGACGUCACUAAGUCGAAGAGGGACAAGCACGGCCGCUUCGUCAACCCCUGGCCCACGUGGAAUUCACCUACCUUGUACAACGUGCUGAAAUGGCAGUUCACAGAGAAGGACCACAGCAAAGUUCCCAGCUCUAAAGAGGUGCUUGACAGGGAGCUGCCAGUGCAGGAGCCCUACUUCAUUCAGAACCCUCAGCUGGCUGGCAAGACAGGUGCAGGGAUGAGAGCCACAUGGCUGGGACACGCCACUGUCCUGGUAGAGAUGGAUGAUCUGACCUUCCUGACUGACCCAGUAUUCAGCCAAAGGGCCUCCCCCUUACAGUUUAUGGGACCUAAGCGUUUCCGGGGCCCCCCCUGCUCAGUGGCCCAGCUCCCUAUGAUUGACGCCGUGGUCAUCAGCCACACCCACUACGACCACCUGGACUCCGGCUCAGUGGCCAGUCUGAAUGAGCGUUUUGGCAGCGAGCUGCGCUGGUUUGUGCCCCAGGGCCUCAUGGACUGGAUGCAGAAGUGUGGCUGCGAGAAUGUCAUUGAGCUCGACUGGUGGCAGGAGAACUGCGUCCCAGGCCACGAUGAGGUCACCUUUGUGCUCACCCCAGCACAGCACUGGUGCAAGCGCACUCCCACAGACAAUAACAGGGUGCUCUGGGGAAGCUGGUCCGUCCUGGGACCUGGCAACCGCUUCUUCUUCGCUGGGGACACAGGUUACUGUUCAGCCUUUGAGCAGAUUGGAAAACGGUUUGGCCCCUUUGACCUGGCAGCUAUUCCCAUUGGAGCAUAUGAACCAAGGUGGUUCAUGAAAGCCCAGCAUGUGGAUCCAGAGGAGGCGGUCAGGAUUCACAUUGAUGUCCAGGCAAAACGUUCGCUAGGCAUUCACUGGGGGACGUUUGCUUUAGCUUAUGAGUUUUACUUGGAUCCACCUGUUAAACUUAAAGAAGCCAUGGAGAGAUACGGACUGAACCACGACAACUUCUUUGUUUUAAAGCAUGGAGAAUCGAAAGAUUUGAAUGUUGAGGAAGACGCGUUUGAGUGAAGCGGAGAUGGCACUGACUAGAUUUAAAAGAGGGGUCUCUAACCAAUCUAUGUUACUUAAUUGAACCAAUUAUUGACUUAAUUAGUCAAGAUUAACAGGUGUUCCAUAUCUUUAGCUACUGAUCAU